CUCCGAACAUUUUGCAUUCCAUCCUAUCUUAUCAGUCAGACAGAUGAUGGCACCCACUAUCCAUAUCAGGCCAAUCUCAGCGUCUAAACAAGAUAUAAAAUAAACCAAUAUAUGUAUAAACAAUAAAAAUAUAUUUUUACCGUCAUUUGUCUAGAUUAUCGUGUAGUAUUCUGUGGUGAAAUCUUUCAAAAUGAUGUUAUCUUGUUGGCAGAUAUUAGUAUUGGCCUCGGUAGCCAUGGCAGCCCCACAGGAUAGAUAUGUUCACGUCGUUGAUAACACAGCUGGACAGAUCGUAGAUCCUGGUUUUUACCAACCCUCGAACCCAAACCUAGGAACUGGCCCACUUGUUGAUCCCGGCUUCUACCAGCCUUCAAAUCCCGACCUGGGAACUGGCCAGAUUGUCGAUCCUGGCUUCUAUCAACCUUCAAACCCUAACCCCGAAUACCAGCCCAGUCUCUAUCCUAACCCCGGAUAUCAGCCAAGCCUUUACCCUAAUCCCGGAUACCCACCUAUCAGCACUGGACCGGCCUUGGUGGAAGAUCCGCCAGCACCUCAUUGGAGUCAAACUCUGUAUCCGUCUGGAGGAGUCGCUCGAAAUGCCCAGUAGAAACAUUUCUGUUACAUAUUACUGCUGCGACCAUGAGGACAGCAUGGACAUGAGGCCAAAACACCAUACUAUAUAACAUGAUAUUUAUCAUAUAUAUAAAAUAAUCUUUAUAAAAUAAAAAUAUUACCAAUAUAAUGUAUAAUAAAAAAAAUAUAACUAUAUUUUUA
Messenger RNA from Plodia interpunctella (Indianmeal moth), 774 nucleotides. RefSeq lists its product as uncharacterized. Bases 191 to 607 code for a protein of 138 amino acids. The transcript has 12 exons. The record is from RefSeq and is a predicted model, not a curated record. Lineage: Eukaryota; Metazoa; Arthropoda; Insecta; Lepidoptera; Pyralidae.